GAAAAGCCAUAUAAGUGUGACACCUGCCAACAGUAUUUUUCCAGAACGGACCGGUUGCUGAAGCACAAGCGGACGUGUGGAGAUGCCAUUAAAAUGGGUGUGGAUGGAGCAGAGCACGAGUUGGGCUCAGCAGGCGACGGAGAACACGGCAGCUACGGAAUCUCUCAGGGAAAUGCAGCUAUGCCCAGCCGCAAACGGGGCAAGACAAAAAAUGCUGGUGAGGGGGGUGACCAAAAACGUAAAAAGUCAUCCGGGUCUAUGGGUGCGAUGCAUAGUCAGGGGGCGGAUGGUUACGGGGUGCAUGACUUUGGGGUAUCAACAACUUCAUCUUCAGUCCAGCCGGGCCCCAGCAUGCACGGUGAACACGGCCGGGCUCCCAAGAUGGCCUUUAAGAAGGGGAACAGGAAGUCCCUAGAGAAGAAUACUCACCCCAUGGAUCAAUCCAAGCCAGGAGGCAUGGAGUUGCCUGCAGGAGGAGGCUUGGACAGCCUCGGGCUUCUUCCAGGUCCAGGGGCCAAAGUUUGUCCCAACAGCAGUAACUAUGAUGAUGCCAUGCAGUUUCUGAAGAAGAGGCGAUACCUCCAUGUGCCGAACAAUGGGGGCGCUGCUUCUGGAGCUUCAGACUACGAUGUAGGCGUCAGUCACCUGCAGUCGCAGCCGACGGUCAUCCAGGGUGUCGUUUCUGGGGUCCUAGAUGGCGACGCCGCACUGGGCCUCCUGGACUCGUCCCCUCUGGGAGAUAUAAAGCAGGACAAGUCUGGUAUCCCAGAUGAGGUUCUCCAGAGCUUGUUGGACCACUACGCUCACAAGCCUGACGUGAACUUCGACAUCACCGAUCCCCAUCACGUCGAGCUCCAGCCAGCCGCCACAGAUGCUGCAGACCCGCUGGGAACCGAGGGUGCCCCGUCGAGUCCCAAAGCCGUAAUCAUGCAUGAGUACUCACGUUUUCUCCUACAGGCACUAGAGAGGACCAGUCACAGCGCAAGCUUCCCGUUGGGUUCCAGUCCUGGUUCUGCCGUGACUACCACGGGACCAUUUACAGGCCCUAGCCCGCUUUUGUCAGACAAGCAUGUGUAUACU
Molecule: messenger RNA, 1080 nt
Organism: Sinocyclocheilus rhinocerous
Lineage: Eukaryota; Metazoa; Chordata; Actinopteri; Cypriniformes; Cyprinidae
Product: zinc finger protein 281-like
Exons: 2
Source: RefSeq, a predicted model, not a curated record